Molecule: messenger RNA, 1260 nt
Organism: Perca fluviatilis (European perch)
Lineage: Eukaryota; Metazoa; Chordata; Actinopteri; Perciformes; Percidae
Gene: pax4
Product: paired box 4
Exons: 10
Coding region: 1-1260 (419 amino acids)
Biological process (GO): anatomical structure development; regulation of transcription by RNA polymerase II
Molecular function (GO): RNA polymerase II cis-regulatory region sequence-specific DNA binding; DNA-binding transcription factor activity, RNA polymerase II-specific
Source: RefSeq, a predicted model, not a curated record
AUGUGCGGAACAAACGAUCAGCCAAAUAAAGGUUGUGGAAGUGUCAACCAGCUAGGAGGGAUGUUUCUCAACGGCAGACCUCUCCCGGAAUCCAAGAGGAGGAAAAUGAUUGAACUGGCCUCGGAGGGAGUCCGUCCGAGCCAGAUCUCCAGGAUACUUCGGGUGUCCAACGGGUGCGUCAGUAAGAUCCUGAGCCGCUACCGCCGCACUGGACUCCUGGAGCCCAAGACCAUUGGAGGGAGCCGACCUCGGCUUCUCACCCCCGGUGUCAUCACCUCGAUCAUCCAGUGCAAAAGGGAAAAUCCAACCAUUUUUGCUUGGGAAAUUCGAAAACGGCUUGCAACAGCACGAAUAUGCAAAGCCUCCAAAAUUCCCAGCGUGUCGUCUAUAAAUCGGAUUGUAAGAAAGAUCCAUUUGGACCACGGAGCGAUGUGCAUGGAGAUCAAUGCGCACAUCAGGGCUGAGCAGGAUUCGGAUUCCCUGAUCGAAGAAGAAGUGAUUGAGAGAAAGAUGUCUGAGACAGUACGCAGCAAUGACCAGAAGCCUAAAGCUGUCCAGCAGCGGAACCGCACCACCUUCACCCCGGAGCAGAGCACAGCACUCGAGCAAGAGUUCUCUCACAGCCAGUAUGCAGAUAUGUACACGAGAGAGAAACUGUCCGCUGAGAUCCAACUUCCCGAGGACACCAUCAAGGUCUGGUUUUCAAACAGACGGGCUAAAUGGAGGAGGGAAGCCAAACACAGGAGCAGUACAAAGAACCUUCAACAACAAAGAGAUUUCGUUCCUGUGAAUCCAACAAUACCACAUGGCUUCACAUCUCAACAGGCAACAGGAGUGUCAAGGGUCUACUGUGAAAAUUCAGAGGCCCCCCCUACCUACAACACUGUUGCUAGGACGUUGCAAAAUGGCUACUUUUUCCCAGCAGAAAGAGGUUUGACAAAUUCUGGACAUCUGACAUCCAUCUCAGUCCCACCCUCACUCAUCCAUCAGUCUAAUAACAUGAUGGCCCAGACCAUGGCAGACAAGACUCCACUGGAUCUCCACAGAGAUAAUAGAUUCACUUUCCCAUUGGUUCACCAUCACACAGACGCAAGGACAUCCCUCCCUUUGGCAACUGAGACAGUAAGAGCAGACCACCCUGUGGCACAGUGCUGGAACCAGCAGGGGAUUUCUUUUACAUGGAGCCCGUUUCAAACAGAUGAGAGGUUGUUAUUCGUACAGCAGCCCUGGGAUGUGAACCCACAUGGCUACCUGGACUAA